AUGCCAGCAACUCGAAAUACAACAAGCAUUGAUAGCUUACGUGCUCGGCUCAAACUUUCAACAGAACAACUAACCAGAGCACAUCUGGACAAUCAACCUGCCAACAUUAUACAACAGAUGCAAACAGAAUCUGAGCAACUAAUUGCAUGGAUAGCUCUUAUUCAACGUUCUGAACAAUACCUUUCACCAGAAAAGGACAACAGCAAUAUCACCACUCAAACUACCAUUACUGUAUUUGAAAAUAUUGAAGGUAUUCUGGAUAACUUUGAACUACAAGUCAAUUCCGUUGGACUUGAUAUCAACCACUAUUGGGAACAUUUGAUGCCAUUAUGCAUGAACACUGAUCAACAAUCAUGGUUUAACGUUACACUUAGAGGACGUACGUUACAAUGGGCAGAAGUACGAACAAUUGUUGAAGAAAAGUAUGCCACUGAAGAUGUAGCUCAGCAAAUACUGUAG
Molecule: messenger RNA, 459 nt
Organism: Mycotypha africana
Lineage: Eukaryota; Fungi; Mucoromycota; Mucoromycetes; Mucorales; Mycotyphaceae
Exons: 3
Coding region: 1-459 (152 amino acids)
Source: RefSeq, a predicted model, not a curated record